AUGGCACUGCACAGCACGGUGCGGCACGGCAUGGCACAGCACGGUGYAGCAGUGCACGGCACGAAGGAGCUGGUGCGGCCCGUGUGUGCACACACCAAGGCCUACUUUAGGAACUUCAACCUCUCUUUUUGUGAUACUUACACGAUCUGGGACCUGCUGCGGGAGAUGGCCGGCCCGGACAGCCUGGACUGCAGCCUGGACAACCUCCUGGUGGACUUCGUGGCCGCGGCGGCCGGGGCGCUGGGCGGCGAGGCCUGUAGCAGCUGCGUCCAGGCGUACCAGAGGCUGGACCAACACGCUCAGGAAAAAUACGAGGAGUUCGACCUCUUGCUGGAGAAAUACUUGCAAUCGGAUGACUACUCGGUUAGAUCCUGCAUAAGAGACUGCAAGGCUGUCUACAAGGCCUGGCUGUGCUCCGAGUAUUUCAACGUGACGCAACAACAGUGCCGACACCGGAUCCCAUGCAAGCAAUACUGCCUGGAGGUGCAGACCAGGUGCCCAUUCGUGUUGCCGGACAACGACGAGCUGAUCUACGGCGGCUUGCCGGGCUUCAUCUGUGCGGGGCUGCUCGAGACCCAGCUGCCCGAGGAGGAGGCCAAGUGCUGCGAAGUGCAAUGGGACUCGUGCGCCCCGCCAGCAGACAGCAACGACGACACAGCCCCCCGGCCCCCGGCCCACGAGUCGCUCCAUUCCCACCUCCAUCACCAGCGGCAGAACCACCACCACCUCUACCACCACCACCACCACCACCAGUACCACCAGCCGCACCCGCCAUCGCUGCUGCCCGUCUCCGCYGGCUCCCGCCUCGGCCACAGCCGUCUCCGCCUGUGCGUCCUGGUCCUCAUGCUUCUGCACACCAUGGUGUCCCUGUCGAGCGUGCACGGCGGCGCGGCCGGUGCGGGGCUCCCGCUGGACGCCCUGCCCGCCCUGGAGGAGGGYGUCGCGCGGGACGAGUGACGCGGAGGCGAAGGGAGGUCUCCAAGAGCAAUGCCAGAUCUUUUUCCACUAAGGGGGGCACACGCUAUUCCUCCAAUGGGAGGCACGGGAUUGGGGGUGACGCACACACACACACCCCCGCACAUCCCCCCAAGAGCUGCUCGCGCGGGGCAUCCC
Nothoprocta perdicaria is the source of this 1113-nucleotide messenger RNA. RefSeq names its product family with sequence similarity 155 member B (gene NALF2). Gene Ontology annotation, biological process: calcium ion import across plasma membrane. The transcript is spliced from 4 exons. Gene Ontology annotation, molecular function: stretch-activated, monoatomic cation-selective, calcium channel activity. NCBI's taxonomy places the organism in Eukaryota, Metazoa, Chordata, Aves, Tinamiformes, Tinamidae. The record is from RefSeq and is a predicted model, not a curated record. Bases 1 to 957 code for a protein of 318 amino acids. Gene Ontology annotation, cellular component: plasma membrane.